CAUAGGUUAUCAUUCCAGCCUAUCACACAGACUCGGCCCCCUCCCGAGGAGGCAUGAGCGGGCGUGCGGCUCCCAGAGCAAAGUGGGUUUUAGUGCGUGGUCAAAUUUGGGCGCGGAGCUCCUCGAACUCUCGCCGGCUCUGCUUGUCGUAUCUGAACCUCACCUCCUCCACCCGCCCUGCCUGACCCUUGACGGCAGCCAAGCCCAGGCCCGACUCGACAAAAACAACACAGCAGCCUGCCGCCACCGCGCACCGCCAGAAAGUCGACAGCACAACACCUGGAUCAUCCACCAUGGCAGACGACGACUCUUCGGACCUUUCCUCGGUCGAUUCGCUCUCGCCCCCGCCGCCCGAGGACGACUGCGAGGUGCAAUUGAAGAAGCAGGAUGGCAUCCUGAAGUUCUUCCACAAGGUGCCCAAGAAGCAGGCCGUCGCGGCCGCCAAGUCGGCGUCGCCACCGCCACCCAAACGGGCGCCAUCUCCCGCGCACGAAUACGUCUUGGCGGACAAUCCAGAUAUUGCCUUCAUCGUCAUGUUCCGCAACAAAUUCAACGACGUCUUCUCCAAAACCCUCACCACGUUUGGACCACAAGAGCUGGAGCGCGAAAUUGUCGAUUCUGUACCCGGAGAUCGUGUCGAGGCCUUCCUGUGCGCCAUUCUGAAGCUUCUUCUCAAUCGCCAGCAAGAAGUCAAGCCAGGACACUACAACCGGGCUCUCGAGGAUGCAAUCAAGACUCACGAGGCCUCUUGGCCGGGCUCCUGGGGCGGCGCCAAUCCCCUCGCCGGCGGCACGACGUUCAACUCGAUGACUCCGACUCAACGGCUCGAUAUCCUCCGCACCUUGAUCCUGUGGACGAUGCAGUCCUCCAAGACGGUCAAGGACAUCAUCGACAACGCGUACAAGAACAAGCGCCAGGAAGACGAUCUCAAUCAGCCACUCUCCGUCCAGCCUCUCGGUUCCGACAGUGACAAACGGCGCUACUUCUUGGUCGAAGGCCCCGAGUACACUUCGUUCCGCAUAUACCGCGAGAGCAACCCUGCUGGUUUCCAGCGUACCUGGUGGAGCGUUGCCGGCAGCAUCGAGGAGGUCCAUGCCCUGACGGGAAAACUUCUCACGGCCGACGGUGCCCCUAAGGCCCGGAAGCUGGGCCAGAAGCUCCAAGAGCAGAUCCCCCACUUUGAGGAAUCACUUGAGAAGCUGAGGCGCCGCGAGUAUCGACUUCAACGCAAGCAGCAGUUCAAGCGGCCCGAUCCCGGCUUCUCGCUGUACGAGGGCCGCACGCGGGGCAAGCGCGCCAAGUACACCUACGAUGACGAGGAGGACUACGAGUUCAACAGCGACUCCACCGCGACGCGGAGAUCAACACGCAACACAGGCACACAUACUCCGGCCGAGCCUGCUGGUCCUGUCACCACCGCCAGCGGCCGCCAGGUGCGCGCUCCUAGUCGCUUGAACGUCGAGACACGGAGCAACAACGGUGGCGGCACGAGCGCCAGCAAUAGCGUUCGCGAAGACUCGGAGAUGAGGGAUGAUGAGCCCAAGUCGGCCACAGGUCGUGGAGGUCGACCGCUCCGAUCUGCUGCUGUAAAUCACGGCAUGAACGGCUGGGCGCCUGUGUCGAAGAAGAAGAAGGGCGGGGACGCCGACUCGUACGACUCGGAUGCCGAGGAUGAAGAGAGCGAGCCCGACUUUGGCGGUGACGAGGAAGAUGAGCACGUUCCUGACGAGAGUGAGGAAGAGGUCGACGAGGAGUUUGAAGCGGACGACGCCAACAUGGUUGACGAUGACGACCAGGGCCCCGAUACGUCGCUAGUCGUCAAACUCCCCGUCAAAGUCGUGUUGGACGGCAAAACUGGCAAGUACUCUAGGGCAACCAGGAGUAGUGGUGCCGCGCUUGCCAGUCCGAGCAGCAGCUCCGAGCGCAGUGCGGGACGCGCCGAACCCGGCACUCCUGACGGAACGGCCUUCCGCGCGACUCUCGGCUCUCCGGUACACACUGAAGAGGAGAUCUCAGUUUCGAUCAAGCCCGUCACUCCCGAGACGGAGAGCGAGACUAAGACUACGCACAACGCCCUGCCCACGACCUCUCUGGCUUUUAGAGGAAGCCCGGAGAAGUCGCAGCAUACCCGGCGAUCUGUCGAUAUCUGAGAUGAGGACAUUCACUGUUCUGGAAAGCCACCGACAGCGUGUCCCCACCACCUGAGGGGCUCUCAUAUCCAACCCCAUUACAUGUGAGACAAUCCAUCCACAGGAUAUGUGCCUGGCUGUUCACCAAGACAUACAGCCCCCGAUUCUCGGUGUUAGUUACCAGCACUGUUCAUGGUAUUUUCACCCAUUCUCAUGCCUUUUUUUUCUUCUGAUUUUCCCUUCCCCCUACUACUACCUGUCUCUAGCUUCCGUCUUCUCUGCCAAAGGGCAAUUAUCUGUCGAUGGAGUUUUGGUGUUGAAAUCCUCGCUUCCUCUUCCUUUCUUAUUAUUUCCCCGAAUGUCAUGAAAGGGACUUGUCUAUGACGAGGCGUUGGCAAUUUGCAUUGGAACAAAGGUGAAGCAAGGAACUUUUGACUUCGCCAAUGAGGGGUGAUAAGGGGUCACGAUAUGGCCGGCAUAGAGGCUGUGAUAGAGUAGCAACGCGCUACAUAAUUUUGUUGGCGACGAUCCCUUCUGAAGAACGAAAUUCAUACCCCGAUAGUCUGAUGAAUAGGAAGUCAACGGUGUAUCGUUUUCACUACGACGCGAGUGAACUCGUCUUUCACAUGCACCCAAUAUGCGCAAGCCUCUUCUCGGAAAUCACUGCCGCGCACACA
Molecule: messenger RNA, 2806 nt
Organism: Gaeumannomyces tritici R3-111a-1
Lineage: Eukaryota; Fungi; Ascomycota; Sordariomycetes; Magnaporthales; Magnaporthaceae
Exons: 5
Coding region: 294-2150 (618 amino acids)
Source: RefSeq, a predicted model, not a curated record